Messenger RNA from Moneuplotes crassus, 874 nucleotides. The record is from the annotation of a GenBank genome assembly. Lineage: Eukaryota; Ciliophora; Spirotrichea; Euplotida; Euplotidae.
GUAAAAUAUCUUAAGAAUGGAGAAGUUACCAAUGAGCUCGAAACAGAAAGAACUUGAGUUACAUGAAGAAGAACUCAAGAUUAGCCAAGUGGCCAAGGAGCUAGAUGACACGAUUAAGCCAUAUCGGUAUGAUUUGAGGGGAUGUAAGAGAAAAUCAAACUUGAGAAGGCUACAUAAUGAGGUCUAUAGAAGAUUUAUAGAAGUAUUACCCUCAAGGCGUAAUAAGGGUUUAUUUUUUAUUCUCGGAGCUACAGAGAGAGUUGAUGGGAAAAAGUGUUUGGUGGUCUCAGUGAGCAAUUUUGAUAGAUACCACUUACCUUCAAGAACAUUUGGUCAAAUUCUAACAAGAGUAUCUCCAAUUCCGACCUACGCUUUUGAACUAACAUGCUUCAAACUCCCCCAAAAACUCCUCCUCCGACUACUCGGCUCUCUUUCCCACACCUAAAACUCUCCACAUGUGUCGUUGCCUCUUCGAGCCUCUAAACCUCCCUUCCUACUCACCCCCAGGGACCCCAAAACCUCCAAAAAUCCCCUCUUCUUCAGCACCUGCUGGCUCUAACCCAGCUAGGCUAUGUCUUCAGAACAAGGAGUCUGGCACUCCAAGGCCAAGUAUCUGGCUUAGCCCAGACUUCCCUUCUGUGAAGCUGGAAGCAGUUGAACUGCAGAAUUGUAUUAAGAAGGGAGAUGUCCAGUUGGACCCAGAUGAUGAAGAGAUGAGAGAUCUGGUCAGGCUGUUGGAGAGGGCGGGAGGAGUGGAGAGGAUUGAUUUGAGUAGUAGAUGGUGGAAAUGGAAGUUUAGGAGGGUCAGAGAAGGAGGGAGUUUUAGGAUUCAGAAGCGUUAGGGAUGAGGAAGGAGCUUUGUAGGGGGAUUUUC